Molecule: messenger RNA, 3486 nt
Organism: Nestor notabilis (Kea)
Lineage: Eukaryota; Metazoa; Chordata; Aves; Psittaciformes; Psittacidae
Product: serine/threonine-protein phosphatase 2A 56 kDa regulatory subunit gamma isoform-like
Exons: 9
Biological process (GO): protein dephosphorylation; signal transduction
Cellular component (GO): nucleus; cytosol; protein phosphatase type 2A complex
Molecular function (GO): protein phosphatase activator activity
Source: RefSeq, a predicted model, not a curated record
GUUUAUUUAUGAAACAGAACAUCACAAUGGCAUAGCAGAAUUACUGGAAAUACUGGGAAGCAUAAUUAAUGGAUUUGCCUUACCAUUAAAAGAAGAGCACAAAAUAUUCUUAUUGAAGGUUUUGUUACCAUUGCACAAAGUGAAAUCACUCAGUGUCUACCAUCCACAGCUGGCAUACUGUGUAGUUCAAUUUUUAGAAAAGGACAGCACACUUACAGAACCAGUGGUAAUGGCACUGCUGAAAUACUGGCCAAAGACUCACAGUCCAAAAGAAGUCAUGUUUCUAAAUGAACUAGAAGAAAUUUUAGAUGUUAUUGAACCAUCUGAAUUUGUAAAAGUUAUGGAGCCUCUUUUCAGACAGCUAGCCAAAUGUGUGUCCAGUCCACACUUCCAGGUUGCAGAGCGAGCAUUAUACUACUGGAAUAAUGAAUAUAUUAUGAGUUUAAUUAGUGAUAAUGCAGCAAAAAUUUUACCCAUCAUGUUUCCAUCCUUGUACCGGAAUUCAAAGACACAUUGGAACAAGACAAUACAUGGCUUGAUAUACAAUGCUCUGAAACUCUUCAUGGAGAUGAACCAAAAACUGUUCGAUGACUGCACACAGCAAUUUAAAGCAGAAAAACUGAAAGAGAAGCUAAAAUUGAAGGAACGGGAAGAAGCAUGGGUUAAAAUAGAAAAUCUAGCCAAAUCAAAUCCCCAGUACCCAACAUAUAGUGACACAAGUUUGCUGAACAGUCCUGUUGCAAUGGAAACAGAUGGGCCUUUAAUUGAAGAUUUGCAGAUGCUGAAAAAGACAGUGAAAGAAGAGGCUUGUCAGGCACAGAAAGAUCAGAAAAAAGAUCGUCCGCUUGUGCGACGCAAGUCAGAACUGCCUCAGGAUAUCUAUACCAUGAAAGCCUUGGAAUCACAUUGCAGAGCUGAUGAAUUAAUAUCACAUGAUGGGCAUUAAACUAUUACAGUGAAAUAUUAUUUUGGAGGAAAAGUUGUUUUUUUUCUGGACUCAGUUCUACAGUAGAACUUACUUUCUUGUGCCAUACCAAUCAGUUACACACAAAGUCAAAGCUUUCUUCAACCCAGUUCUGUAGGCAAUAAUAGAGUAUGCAGCUCAAGAUUAGUAGUUCAAACAAUGGUAAAUUACUUAAUUCCACAUGCAGAAUAUUGGGUUGACUAUAAUCAAGUGGACGCAAUUUCCUGGAGGUGGUGUUAUAGCACCAGCUAGCUGAUAUCAUGCAGUUUUUAUAGUCAUAUUUGAGAAAAGCAUUCUAUGAACUCUUUCCAUCUAAGUGAAUGACCAAUAGUUGGUACUAAUGAUAAAUGUGUGUUUUCAAAAAGUAAAAUUAUUUCAAAUUUAAGUAUUAAACUUUUUCUAGGAUUUCUGAACUUUACAGUUGUCGCCACAUUGUUGCUGUCUUGCAAUAUACCAGCAGUUUUGAAAAUACACAGUUAUUCUUUCGUACUAUAAAACAUGGCUUACAAACUGGUAACUUUCAUGACAAUCCUCAAUCAUCAUUCCUUUCUAAGAAUUCUGUAAAUUUAUUUCUCAUUUACUUAGGAUAAAUAUAUAUAUCUAUAUAUACCAUGUCCUAAUACUUUAUGUAUAUUUAAAGCCAUAUUUCCCAGUCUUUAGUGUAUAUUACGGCACCAGUAUUCAAGAUAUGAACUGGUAGAAGAAUUUUUCCUAAAAUUAAAAUUUGUUUACUAUGACUGGGAAAAGACUGAAUAUAAAAUUUCAUUUUAAGUUUUUUCAAGUCAAUAAAGUACUCUUUCACUGUUUUCUCCCUUAUCUGAGCUUUUAAUACUCAGCGUUUUUCUUGGGCUCUAGGAGUUCAAUAUUCUGUGGCAGAUACUACGCGUGAUUUCAGUUGCAUCAGUUUUUAUCUGAAAGAUGAACAUAACCUUUCAGGAAACACAACAUCACAAGCUUAUUAAAUAAGAAAAAGAACAGACCCUUGAAUUCCAUUCUGCUUCUUUUCAAAUGAGUCUAAGAGCUGAGGAGAUAGUGACCAUAAUUUUACAGUGAAAAUAUUUUUUUGUUGUUGUUGUAAAGAGCACAUGUGCUGCAAAUACACCUCACAAGUGAACUGAAAAUGCAUCUGAGUUGCUGAUGAUCUUCAAAUGCUGCUAUAUAUUCCACAAGAUUACUUGCAUGUAAUGAGCUUUUUGUUGUAGAUGGGAAAGCACGGGAGGAAAAUCUCUAAAAAAUAUAGUGCUUUGUCUUCAAUAUUUGAUUUCUCUCAGGGUGGCCAGUAUUUUGACUUACUUAUCCUGCUUACAAGCUGUUUGAAAUGUGUUCUGCUAUUCUAAAUGGGUGAUUAGUUUCUUUUGUCUCUGGCAGUAACAUGAUAUAACUUAAUGUUUAAUGUCUUGAUGCAUAAAGAGAUAAAAACGCAGCUUCUUUAAAAACAGUUUUGUUUUACUUUUUAAGGAAGUAUAAUGUCUCCUGCAUCCAUUCAAAAAAAAAUGCGCAAAGCAGACAUUUGUAGUAACCUUGUGCAUAUGUAGUGCCUGCUGUUUGUUGGUUGCAUUUAACAUUCAAAUUCUGGUAUUUGUCAUGUUGUCUAUUGGAAGACAAUUGAGGGUGGUAAUUAUUGGCUUAAAACACCUAAAUUUAAAGACCAACCCAACUUUUAAGUGGAACGUCCACUGUGUCUAAAAACAUUUCCUGUAAAACUUGAAAAAGAAUAUGCUUUACCAUUAGGAUAAACUAUAUUAAAACAGUUUAAAGAUGCCUUCUCCUUUUGAGGGAAAAAGGGUGCUUUUUUAAUUGUGUAAAGCAAUGUCAGUGUAUUUUGAUAUACCAUUGUUUGAACUUCCAUCUUUAGCUGGUAGAUUAUCAGUUACCUUUGAUUUUGGGUGUAUGUUUGUGCAAGAGGUUGCUGAAAGGAAUUAUGUUACCCAAAGGAGCAAAAAAAAAAAAAAAAGUAUAUCAAUGUUUGAUUGAUUGUGUGAUGCUCAACGUAUAAGAACAUCUUUCACUGUCUAGAUUUUAUUUUUGUUCUUUAUUGAAGAUAAACACUCACCAAAAGGGAAAUAUUACGGUUUUUUUAAAAGCUUAAAUUUCAUCAUGAAGUCAUAUUUGAAGUUUUGGGCUACUGAAAUUUGCUUAACAAUAUUCCAAAAUCUGUCACCACUAGUGGGUUAGCAUGUUUAUUAUCAAUAUUUAUAAAGUUCUAAUAAUCCUGUACAAAACCAUUCUAAAACUAAAACAUCCAAAAUAAAAAGCAAAAUUAAAGUAGAAUUUUGGUGAUUGUUUUUCUUCAUAAAGGUCUGUCUGAAACCUUCCCCAGUUUUCCAAAAUUACACCUGUACAUCAGGAAUGUCAAAAGUAAUAUUACAAGUGUCUUUUUAGUGUGGCUUUAGUAUGGCUUCAUUUUAAUAUUGUACAUACAUUGUACCUUGUUUUAUGGUAAUAAGUAAUAAAAAUGUAGACUUCAUAUUUUGUACAGAAUCGUCCUAUGUACAGAAUAAAAAGUUCCUAGAAACAGCAAA